AUGGCUAAAGGCACUCCAGGGAAGCCCAAAGGCAAGAUGUCCUCCUACGCCUACUUCGUUCAGACCUGCCGUGAGGAGCACAAGAAGAAGACCCCUGAGAUACCUGUCAACUUCUCUGAGUUCUCCAAGAAGUGCUCCGGAAGAUGGAAGGUGAGAAUGGAUGGAUGGAUACUUUAUUGAUCCCUCAAGGAAAAUUAAUACAAUUAUUACUUAGUUAUCAUGAUGAAGUUGAUUGAUUGAUUGGUGACAUAUAAUGUCCUUUAUGAAUAAAUUCUUUUCACAGCUUAUUUAUUUACUAUUUAUUAAUUGAUGUACUUAUUUAUACAUUUUAUUUAGUUAUAGAGAUGAGAUAAUGGGGAUGGUGAGAUUAAGAUUAUUAUCACAAUAUCCCCACCAGCAUGCUGCAUAGUGUACUUGGCCAAUACAUCACAUCACACUACGCAGCCCGCGCAAAUGGUUAUUGCAACAGAGCUCAAGUUAAUUGAAUUGAUUUUAACCAAAUUCAAUUCAAUACAUUUUUGGCUGCCAAAUCUAUUGUUCCCCUAAAGGACAAAUGGGGUGGUAGCCUAAAGCUUCCAAGUCAAGAACGGCAAGUUAUUUGUUAACUUGGAGCGGUUACAUAUUCCUUACUGCAGGUGGCGCAACAAGACCACAUAUCAUGCUGACUUAUAUUAAAUGACAAUUAGGCGGCCUUGCAUAGACCUCUCUGUUUGAAUCCUUUUUUCCGUAUGGUACCUAACGAACACUGCCCAUGUGUCCAUCUGUACAAAGUCUAUUGGUGGGUAUGUUUUAAGUGGUGUAAAUGUUGUGAUUUUUUUUCAGACGAUGUCUGGUAAGGAGAAGGGGAAGUUUGACGACAUGGCGAAGCAGGAUAAGGUGCGUUACGACAACGAGAUGGUGCACUUCGCCCCUGGAGGCAAGAAGGGAAGGAAGAAGGACCCCAACGCACCAAAGAGGCCCUCGUACGUACCACACACACAGACUGACAUAUACAUGGAUGGAGUCAUGCACAGACAGACACACAAAUACACACACUCCAUCACUCAUGUUUUGUUUUUGGUAAGUGUAUCAGUACAUGAAAAAUAAAAGGAGAUCCUCACACUUGAGGAGCUCAGAUACAAUAAUUUAAUAACCUAAUAACCAACGUUUGGACAGACAAGCUGUCUUCAUCAGGGUAUAAUCAAUACACACAUCAGACAUCACGACACAAAUCAUAAUAAUAAAUAUAAUAAUAAUUCCUUCCUUUCUCCACAGCUCUGGUUUCUUCAUCUUCUGUGGGGACCACCGGCCCAAGAUCAAGGCCCAGCACCCCAGCCUGGGCAUCGGGGACGUGGCCAAAAAACUGGGGGAGCAGUGGAACAACCUGACUGAU
Molecule: messenger RNA, 1372 nt
Organism: Coregonus sp. 'balchen'
Lineage: Eukaryota; Metazoa; Chordata; Actinopteri; Salmoniformes; Salmonidae
Source: the annotation of a GenBank genome assembly